AAUGGUUGCUGGCUGAUUGGUCUUCCUCUAAUGCGCCGUGUCCCUCUUCUUGCCUGGAUCUUGGCCAGUUGGGGUUAGGGAGUAUUUCCCGCUGACCUAUUUCAGGAAUCUAGAAGGAAACGCAGGGGGCGCAUUGGGCGUAAGGACACCACAGUGAUUUGAAAACAGAUAGGUGGUCGGAUCCUGUUUGGCCGAGUAGCUCAUGAAGCAAGGGAAGAGAACGAUCUUUAUUUCUCCUCUCUGUUGGUGAGACGAAGGACGGCGGAGGAAAGCUGGUUGUCACGGUUAUGAACCUUGCGGAGCCUCGUUGAGGAGCUUGUUGAUCAUGUCGUGCCGCAUCAGGACAUCGGAGUGAGAUUCAGAAGCGCAAACAUGACUGCUGAGAUGCCUCAGCAGCAACAGCUGGACCCCUGUGAUUCUUUGCGCUCCUGCGCCCCGCUGCCAGACCUGGAACACGAUCGAGGCGCAGUUAAGGAAAAAAGAGGCUACUCGGGAUUGAGGCGCCCCGAAAAGCCCCCCUAUUCCUAUAUCGCGCUCAUAGUGAUGGCAAUCCAAAGCUCACCGAGCAAAAGAGUAACUCUGAGCGAGAUUUAUCAGUUCCUACAGGCCAGAUUCCCGUUUUUCAGAGGGACAUAUCUGGGAUGGAAAAAUUCCGUCAGACACAACUUGUCUCUAAACGAAUGUUUUAUCAAACUACCCAAAGGUCUGGGGAGACCUGGCAAGGGUCAUUACUGGACCAUGGACCCAAGCAGCGAGUUCAUGUUCGAGGAGGGCUCCUUUCGUCGCAGACCGAGGGGAUUCCGGAGGAAAUGCCAAGCCCUGAAACCAGUGCACCGGAUGAUGAACGGAAUCGGGUUUGGCGCGUCCAUGCUGACGCAGAACAUUGACUUCCAAUCUCCUCAAGUCUCAUUAACCUACCGUAAUAACUACAACAUCGAUUUAGUGAGUAGUACAGUUCAAAGUGGGUUUGAGGGAUUUGGAGUAAGCCACCACGUCCCGCGUCUUUCGUCCACCUCCCUGGCAUCCUACAUGACGGCAUGUGAGGCGGCAUCCAGCAAAGAUCAUUACGCAGACAGCAGCAGCAGUCCCAUACAGACCUCACCAGCGAUGAGAGGCGCGCUGGACUGUACGUCUGCGCAUGCAAACGCCGCUUCGCGCUGGAACGCACCUGGGAUGUCCUCACACAGAAAACAGCAGAAUCUGGCAACAAGCUGCGCCAACUCCUCUGUGGCAUCAAGUUAUUCCUGGGAGCAGAGCCAUUUGCAUCAGAGCAGACGGGAUUCGCCAGAGGUGGCAGUGGGACUGCCUCGGUAUUCCAGCCGCUCAGCUGUUCCAGUGUCGGGAAGGAAGGAAUUUGUUUUCAACCUAAAUGGAAUCUCUUCCCUCCAUCCAAGUACCGGAGGGUCCUAUUAUCCUCAUCUUCAUCACCACCACAGUGACUGUCAGGACGUAAAGCCAUGUGUGAUGUGACGACAAAGUUUUUAGUCUAUAUCUAAGGUCCUUGCUAAAGUUUUGCCUCAUGAUCCCGUUAGGGAUGUUGAUUUUUUU
This is a messenger RNA of Fundulus heteroclitus (mummichog), 1548 nucleotides long. It is a transcript of the gene foxf2a, whose product is annotated as forkhead box F2a. The coding region runs from base 373 to 1470 and encodes 365 amino acids. Gene Ontology annotation, biological process: regulation of transcription by RNA polymerase II; animal organ morphogenesis. Gene Ontology annotation, molecular function: DNA-binding transcription factor activity, RNA polymerase II-specific; RNA polymerase II cis-regulatory region sequence-specific DNA binding. The transcript has 2 exons. Gene Ontology annotation, cellular component: nucleus. Lineage: Eukaryota; Metazoa; Chordata; Actinopteri; Cyprinodontiformes; Fundulidae. The record is from RefSeq and is a predicted model, not a curated record.